Molecule: messenger RNA, 2282 nt
Organism: Scatophagus argus
Lineage: Eukaryota; Metazoa; Chordata; Actinopteri; Scatophagidae
Product: basic helix-loop-helix transcription factor scleraxis-like
Exons: 3
Coding region: 782-1438 (218 amino acids)
Biological process (GO): developmental process; regulation of transcription by RNA polymerase II
Molecular function (GO): DNA-binding transcription factor activity, RNA polymerase II-specific; RNA polymerase II transcription regulatory region sequence-specific DNA binding; protein dimerization activity
Source: RefSeq, a predicted model, not a curated record
CAGCCAAAACAAACUCCCGCUGAUGGUUUGCCUCUUGCCUCUGGUCUCUCUGGCCUGCUUCUAGACUGCAGCCGAGGGACCCUCAGUGCUCAGAGGGAGGAGCAGAGGAGUUCACCAGCCCUCCCACCUGCUAUAAGACCAGAAGCAGACGGAAACACUCAGACAGCAGGCACACGUGGAGCAAGGAAGCAGAGAGAGAGAAGGACGUUAAGAGAGACUGAGAGAGAGAGAGACCAACAGAAAGCAAGAGCGAAUCAAACUGCUGCCACAGACUUGGAGUAGUUUGUGCUAUCGGGGCUGAAACAGACAAAAAUAGUAACAAAGGACCAAGACAGAGGUCUAAAGAAGAAAAGGAGGACAAAUCAAAAGACAUUUGACUUCAACAUGUCAUUUUAAAUUUGACUUUCAUUCAAAGGAUUAACUGAGAGAAGAACUGACUUUUGGGAUGUGAAGUGUUUAUGGAUUGAAAGAGAAAUAACCUGCAGCCACCUGUGACACAGCAGCUCUGAGGUCAAGUUGCUCUUGACUGGGAUCAGCUUGUUGAUCUUUUAAACCAAGCCUAACUCAGCAUCAUAAGGGCUACAUCUGACUCACUCUGCUUAACAAAUUUUCAAACGAAGAGGUUUGGGGUACAGUAGCAAUUUACGGGUCGGAUACCUUCAGUCAGCAGCAUCCACAGUCAAAAUUUGCUGAACAACUUCUGAUAACCAACUUCUAAACAUUAGCAGUUGAACCUCAGCAAGGAUUGACCAGUAACUGUGAGAGCCUUGUCGCAGAGAAGAUGACUUUUGCUAUGCUGCGCACAGCGCCUCCCACAGGCCGCUUCUUGUAUGGUGACAUUGCCCUGCUCUCUGAAGAUGAUGAUGAGAAUGGGAGCGAGGGGUCAGGCUCUGAGGAGCGUACCACCAACUCCUCCAACUCUGCUGCCUUCCGCCUGUCCUCGUCAUCGCCAUCUGCCUUUCACAUCAAGGUGAACAGGAAGAGGAAGCUGUGCGGGGGAGUAGGGGGUGGUGGGGUAGAUGUAGAGGCCAUGGCGGGGAGGCUUGGCCCCCCGAGGUCUUCUCCCGCUCCGGAGGGUCGCCAGAGGACUGCAGCCAAUGCACGGGAGAGAGAUCGUACCAAUUCUGUCAACACAGCAUUCACAGCACUGCGUACACUCAUCCCCACCGAGCCUGCAGACAGGAAGCUGUCAAAGAUCGAGACACUACGUUUGGCCAGCAGCUACAUCAGCCACCUCGGUAACGUCUUGCUCCUGGGCGAGGGGCUUCAUGACGGACAGCCGUGCCACGCUCCAUCACCACCGUUCUUCCACGUUAACUCCUCCCCCCCCAGAGGAUCUGACCAAUCAGCUCAGCCGAAGCACAUCUGUACUUUCUGCCUCAGCAACCAGAGGAAAAUGAACAAAGACAGAGACAGGAAGACGGCCAUCAGAAGUUAACAAUGAGGACACAAACCACAUGGAUACAAUGCUCGUCAGUUUGAGGGGGAUUACAGUGAUUUUACACUUACAGCAACUUGAAGACUCAUCAGACUUGUCAAAGACUUUUGAAGGACUUCUUUAGCACUUCCAGGACUUUACAAGGAGCUUUACCAAGCAUUUUUGCUUUUUUUAAAAAAAACUUUUUAUAUAAUUUUACAAGAACAUUUUUUUUUUUUUUUACUUUUUAAGAUGUUUUCAAAUUGUUUGAAACACAUCUGAAAAGCUGAACGGUACUUUUAAAGGACUUUCACGUGAUUAUCAAGACCAUGAAGAACCUUUCAACAACACAUAUGAGAGACUUUCUUUUUUUUACUGUAUUGUUCAAAGACUCAGUGAUGAACUCAGUCUGAUGAACUUAUGGCACAUGAUCGAAAAACACACAGAACCUAUGAAAGACAAAUUUGUAUUCAUCAAAAGCUGUGUGUUGUUAAUGUGUAAACUGAAAUAUAAAUGUAUAUUUAUGUGACAUAACAUUAUAUAAUGAAACUAUGUUAUUUAACCGGCAUUGACAUUCAUGAUAAAUAAUAAGAGGCAGAAAGAUGCAAAACAUUGGCUAUUGACACAGUUUAUGACUUCAGAGAAAAUGUGCUGGACAUUUUGUGUUAUUGGUUAUUUCAAAUAAUAAUUUCUAAAAAAUGUCUUAAUGCUGAAAAAUAGCUCAAGAUGACCAAUAAAUUGUUUGUAUAUGUGGGAGUUCAUUAAACUGUCGCUGGUAUUUUGAGCCUAUUGUACUCUCAAAUCCUGCCCAGUUCCAACUAAUAAACAUUAUAAAAGUUUCCACUGUGAAACUAUCCUAAAGAGA